Molecule: messenger RNA, 6376 nt
Organism: Dermacentor silvarum
Lineage: Eukaryota; Metazoa; Arthropoda; Arachnida; Ixodida; Ixodidae
Product: transcriptional repressor scratch 1
Exons: 4
Coding region: 480-1376 (298 amino acids)
Biological process (GO): regulation of DNA-templated transcription
Molecular function (GO): DNA-binding transcription factor activity, RNA polymerase II-specific; RNA polymerase II cis-regulatory region sequence-specific DNA binding
Source: RefSeq, a predicted model, not a curated record
AUUUCCGGCGCGACCGAGGUGGUUGGUCGCGACUGCGAAGCGUCUGCAGAGCGUCACGGCCCCAGCGGCGCCUCGGUGCUUCAGGACCCCCGCCGCGUCCAUGCAAUAGCAGGUCGCGUCCGGUGCAAACACUUUGAAAGGAACUCUUCCGCAGCGACAGCAGCAUCAGCAGCGACGACAUGUCAUCUGACCCACCGAAGGCCGAUGAGUGUUAGGCCUAGCGGAAGCACUCGGCUGGUCCACGCAGCUUAGUGCGUGCCUACCACGUCUAGGGGAGACCGACUCUGUUUCAGGAGGUGUAGGAGGAGCCUCCUCCCGGAGGAGCUCUCGGGCAUCCCGAAACGUCAUUCCGUUGCAGACGACGCCGCGGACCAGACGAAGUGUGCGAGCGCGUCAGCUGCCGCUCAAGACUACGUGGUGACUCCAAGACCGUCGUCUCCAAAAGUGGGACGCCCGGUGCGUGACGCUCAGCGGACACCAUGCCUCGGGCAUUCCUCAUCACGAACAAGCGCUACAAUUCGACCGUCGACCACGACGACACCGAUCAACACCGUCCCGCCGGUGGCGGCAGAGAGAACAGCCCCGAGCGGCGCGUGAGCACAGCCGAGGAACCUGCCGAGCACGAGGCGGAACCAUCGUCGCGCGGCCCGGAGGCGACGGCCCAGGGCUGCUGGGCCUCCUGGAAACCGGCCAGCCCGCGGUCUCCCGCUAGCCUCUCGCGGACUGCCACGCCUACCGUGUCUGAAGAGCCGCUCAGCCUGACAGUGCAUGAUGCGCAACCACAGCUCUCAUCUGCAGCAGCAGCGUCGGCGAGCAUACUCGCUGCAGUACUGCAACAAGUUCGAACUCUUCAGGAGCCCGGCGGCACCUCGCGGCUCUCGACCAGUGGGGCCGGCGAGCCGUACUACGCGUGCCCCGAGUGCGGCAAGCGGUACAGCACGUCGAGCAAUCUGGCACGACACCGGCAGACGCACCGCAGCGUGACGGACAAGAAGGCACGCCAGUGCCCGCACUGUUCCAAGGUGUACGUGUCCAUGCCGGCCUUCUCUAUGCACGUGCGGACGCACGGCCAGGGCUGCCAGUGCCCCUUCUGCGGCAAGUGCUUUUCUCGGCCCUGGCUGCUGCAGGGCCACAUCCGCACGCACACGGGAGAAAAGCCGUUCAAGUGCUCCCAGUGCUCCAAGGCGUUCGCAGACAAGUCUAACUUGCGCGCCCACGUCCAGACCCACUCUCCCACCAAGCCGUUCGUGUGCCGCCGCUGUGGGAAAGCGUUCGCGCUCAAGAGUUAUCUCUACAAGCACGAGGAAUCAUCAUGCAUGAGGGUCCGCGCCGGGGCUCCGUCGCCGGCCGUGUCCAAGGCGGAACCCGACAUGUGAGCGACGCCAGGCGGCGCAGUCGACACCGAGGCGCCGGCGCACGCGUUGGACUUGUGGCAAGCGUCGUCUCCCAGUGUGGUGGAUUCGCCCUCCUUGGCAGCCUGUCCUCACGUCUCCGCGCCGUGGCACAGACUCUCUUUUUCGGCUGUCCGGCGCCUUGUGGGCUUCUUUACACCGGUUCUUUCUGUAGCCACUGCGGCAGUGAUGACGAUGUGUGGCCCGCCGAGGCCGUCAGCCUUAUCAACGUCCGUCCAUUUUUGUACACAUCUUAUUGAAGUGAGACAUCAAAAAUGUAACCUAUACACUACUCUCCGGGGUGUUUAAAGAGCCGCGGUUUAAUCAUCAUGAACUCUGUGAACGCAUUAGUCGUAAAAGAGUUGAUUACGGUUGUUUUUCGCCAGCAUGUACUUCGGUACGAACGCAUUCGUGCAAGGGAAAGUGUUCUCUGCACUUCUUCCCUCCUUCUCUCUUUUUUUUUUCUCUCUCUCGUUUAAGUACUUAAACAUAGCGGGUGCCUUUGCACGAUUUACUAUGCAUGUGAGGUCGAGUUUCUCAGCUGAUCACAAGAGUGUAGCGCUAGUCUACGAUGUGUGCCCAGCAUGUCAGCAUUGUUUUCUGCCUCUUGCAUUUAAUGAGUCAUGCACAACGAUGUCAUGACUUGCUUGGGCUCAUUAAGGGUGCUUAUACAACGAAAACAUAUGUAGUUAGAUAACAUAUUUUUGCAGCAUAAUGUCAUUAUCAGUAUCAUUUAUACUUAGGAGUUUUUCAUUCACCACCGACUGUAUCAAAUAUAUUGGGUCGGUGCAUACAUCCAUGCCAUUCUGUUUAUUUAUUAUUUUUAAACCAUAGAUUAAGAAUAGCGAAAAGCUCUAGAAUAUUCCUGGUGAUGUGUUUUGUUAAUUUUUUUUCUCAACAGCAGUGUAAAAAACCUCCGCAGAUGUGAGAUCAUCAUGAACAUUAGAUGGGGUGGGGUGGGGCGGGGGAAUGUAUAGUUGAAUGAUUCUAAGGAUAUUUCUGAUGGCAUAAAUUAUUCUAUCAUAUAUUUAAAAACAAAACGGCAUGAACUCUUGCACCAACCUAACCAUGCAAUAUGCUGAAGGGUAUUUGUUUCUAUUCACGUGAUUCUUGUCUUCAAGCGACACGGUUUUUCAUUGUUAGAUUUCUUCUGCUUAAUAUUACUCAAAUCUAUUUACUGAUAUUUUUAAUUACUUUAGGAGUACAAGGAAAAGCCUCAGUGUUUGGAAGUACGACAUAGAAGAAAGCCAUGCAUUAUUCGAUCUUUAUGCUUUACUUCCAUUCUUUAUAUUUGGGAUGUGUAAUAUUACAGUCUUCUCUUUAGAAGAAAAAGAAGUCUUUAAAACGAGGCUCUUCUGCUCUACUACUUUGUUUUUAAAGUUUUUAACUAAAAUAUCAGAUAGAAACUACAAGCCAACGCUCCUUAAAGUGCUGAUAUGUUGGUUCAUUUUUACGCUGGAAGUUUGCCUAACGGCAUAAAUGAUAAGGCUAUAUACAAAUGCAGGCCUGUUUCGGCUAUAUAUACGAUGGCAAUGCUUGUGGGAGGGUCCAAAAUUUCCAAGAAUCAUAAUCCGGUCUUAUCGUGGGAUGAAGACCCACUGUUUGCAGUUUUUUAGAGCGCCGAAAACAAAGUAAACUUAACCGUAAUGCAUAGACAACAUCGACUUAACAUGUUGUACUUACUUUUUCGUUUGUUUCUCACGUAAGGCGUCAGUCAGUGGCGCUACCAGUCAUUUUAGUACCGGACGUGAAUACUUAUUUUGUACAGCUCAAGUCAACAAAUUAGAGAAAUAGCGACGUAUAGUUUUCUUUUCCUUGCAUGCCCCACCAAAAGGCUUACAUGAAAAAAAAAAAAGAAAAAAAAACGGGCCAGAAAGUGUUACCGUUUGCAUUUUUUUCCUUCAUCAGAUGAGAGUGGCACAAUGCCGAAACCAAUAAUUUUUUUUGCCGGCGGCUUUCAAGCUGGAAAUGGUGAUAGUGGAAGUGGUGCUACGAAUGCGGCUAUUUAAGUUCAAACGUGUGAACUGUGGAUGUGACCGCAGUGCACUGCCCUCGGCAUAAGUAUCACAAAAGGACCAUGGAGCCCUCAACAUAUAUAUAUAGAUAAGGGGCCGAGAUUUAUUUUGUGCUUCCAGCAUUAUUUCAUACAAUCUGGUCCACAAUUUAAAAAAAAAUGUUCUGCGCAUCUGAACAGAGGCCUCCUUGAACGGAGUUGGGUUUUCGGACGCAAGCCUAAAGCUCAUGUCUUAGCUCUUAACGCCGGCAGAUCAUGGUUGUACAUAUACUCGGUGAUGACGUUAUUCGCGUCUGCUGCGAGCGAAAGCAGUGCAACACACAACACGUCCCUCUUUGUCUGUCUCAUCGCGCACAUUUAUUACGAGCAUUCCUGCAGCUUAGCAGCAAAUCCACUUCGACAUUCACUCACGACGUGCCUUACCUUUACAUCAAUUUCAUCGAAUCAGAUGCGACCUAUUUUUAGACGUGACCACCUUUUUUUCAUUGUUGCGAGAACAGAAGUUGACGUUUACUCCCUAUAUUUACCUCUGUGUGUAGCAUGCGCGCAGCCGCUGGUGCGCUAGGGCUAGAGGCAAUUUCCUCGUCACAUGUGCCUUUGUUGGCGCCGACAUGCGCUUGCUAACCCGAUUGUGUGCUGCUUCCCGUGCGCUGACCACGUUUCCGAGGGUAUUGAAGCGAGAAGUUGGCGGGAAAACGCUAUUCAUCCAAGUCCUCGGGCUGUGCUCCGAUCGUUAGCGCACAGUUAGGCCGGCCUGUGCAAUAUAUUUGUGGCGUAACUCGUUGUUCCCAGUGUUUCUUUAACGUAAGCUCGUUGAGGCGCGCUUGGUGCUCCGCUGUUGACUGCAACGGCAAGGGGAGCACACAGCUCAGAGGCGUCGACAGGAGGGAGGGCGAUGGGGUGCAUGGAGAGGACACCGCUGAGCUGCACGCGAUUUCCCUUCAGCGUUUAAUUUGACUCGACGGUGAGCGUUGCUGGAGCCUGUUUGCCUCUGCAGAGCAGGACGUGGCGCUCCGGUGAUUGUCAUCUUAUCGUGUCGGUACCAGGAUUGGCGUGCGUCUUCCGAUGCAUCUGGAGCUUUCUCAAGCACCGACUCCCAUCGCCCGGUCGACGCCCGGCCGUGUAAAUUGAAAUCUGCUCUGCAGAGAAAACGGCGCCAUUGAGGAGCGCUGAGCUCUCGCUGCAACGCGAAGCCGUGGCACCCUUACAGCCCUCACCUCUGCGCCCCCGUUAAAAGUAUAAUGCCGUAGUUGUCUGUUGCUCUUGUGUGUUCGUCGUUCGCGCUUAGUCAGUGUCAAGAAUGGUUGGGUCCGAUUUAAGACCGUUAUAUUUAUGGCAACGCCGCGCUGUGUAUACAAUGCUCAGUAUUCAGCAAACUUUUUUUUUUCUUUUAAAGACCAGCAUCACCGCUAGUGCCUUAUUACGCGCCGUCCGACGGCGGACGAGCCCGUCUUCUGUUGCUGAAUAGUUGGAAGAAGAAAUGUGUCCAGUGCCUUGAAGCUAGUAUAAUACAUGACGUGGAUAUAUUUACGGCCAUAACAGCAGAUACCAUGGACUAUAUAGGAGAUGUCCGCCUAACAUUGUUUAUUUGUACAGCGCGUGUGAACGGCCCUGUUUUUCAAUCGCUUUUUCAGCGUCGGAGAGCAAGAACUCCAAGUGCCUUGUCUGUAUUUUUUCCCCUUUCCGUUUGAUUGAUUUCUAUAUAUAAUCCACAAGUGCCUUGUUUUUGUUCGUGGACUAUGGCACCGCUAUAUGCCUGACGUCAGACAGGCUUAUAGCGUCUGUGUGAGUGCGGCUGGAGGGUGAUUUUCGGAUACAUUUUUUUUUCUUUCUCCCUAAUGUGGUGCAUGAGUGUGCGUGUGUGAGCGUGUUCCCGGUUGUCGAAAUGACAGAUGAAAGUGUAUAAUCUCACUCGCGGCGCUUUCUUGUUGGCGUGAGCCUCACCUGACAGAGAGGCAUUGUCAAUACUUCAGGGUUGGUGGGACGGGUUGUUUGCCCGAAAAAUAAACGAAAAGUGUAUUCCAGAAAAGGACGAAAAUUGAGGCUCUGGAUUAUGGCAGACUGGACGGUGCAAAUGUAGCGUGCGCGCUUCAAUUCCUGAAGUGAACGCAUGAGGGUCAGCGCCGAACGAUAGAUCGAUGAAGUUUCUGGCAGUCUAAUCGGCGGCACCUGUCGUGCUCAGCGAAAUUCCGAAAGUUUGUAAGCCACGUGUAACUGUCGGAUGGAGAUGCUGUAAGCUGUCAAUACGCCCGUCCGGCUGCUGCCACACGCGCCGCAGGUCGUCGUGGCGUUACUUAUUUUCGUUAGACGUGAAAGUAAAGACUUUCUGUGGGUUACAUCCAUUAGUAACAGAAAACAGGGCAAUUCAUUCUAUUUGUUUGCUUCGCUUCAUUCCCGAAUCAAUGUGGUUAUUAUUUAUUUUUUAACUUCGCCAUACACUUCCAGAAGGGAAAUGGUAUUAAAAAAAAUGUUAAAGUCCCGAUUGUGAGGCAACAUAUGAGUCCGCGGAAAUAUCGCUCGUUCACCUCAGGUGCCGUGUACUGCGUUAGUUAUGAACAACUGUUCUCAGUAGUGAGCUACGCCUUCCAUAAAUGGUAGAAAUAAAAGUGCGAAAAACAAAAAUGCUUAAUAUUUAGACAAUACUGCGAAGUGCUAAACAUGUAGCUUCAACUGGAGCUUCAACUGGACUAUGACGAUAUCUAUACCAAUGAAAGGUACUUUUCACGGAAACUUUUUUUUUUUUUUUUUUUUUUACUAUCGUCCUGUGUGCCCGAAAUAUGUAUCCUGCUGCGUCCUUGAAACCAAAGAGGCUAGUCUUGUUUAGGUGCGCGACCUUAUAUAGUUACUGUACUCUACACUGUGUAUUUAUUUCUAUUUGUAUGACGUAUUUUGCGCUCGCAAAGAGCGACCUGGUCUGUAUCUUUCACCUUCCUGGUUUGAAAGAAAGUAAAACUAUCAUGCAUUGGUACAA